AACCCCAUCUCAUCAAGGACGAACAGAGGGGAAGCAAAACCCUCGUCCUCCCCCCUCCCUGUCGUCCGCAACCAGCCAAAGCCAAUCCCAAGUCGGGAGCCGCAACCACCUGCCGCAUCAGCCGUCGCCGUCGAUGGAGGCGGACUACUACAAGGUGCUCGGCGUCGGCCGCGGCGCCACCGACGACGAACUCAAGAAGGCCUACCGCCGCCUCGUCAUGAAGUACCACCCGGACAAGAACCCCUCCCCGCAGGCCGACACCCUCUUCAAGCAGGUCUCCGUGGCCUACGACGUGCUCAGCGACCCGGAUAAGCGCGCCAUCUACGACCAGUACGGCGAGGAGGGGAUCAAGGCGGGCGUCGCCCCGCCCUCCCCCUCCGCCGCGCACGCGCACGGAUUCGGCGGCGGCCCCGGGUUCCGCUUCCAUCCGAGGAGCGCCGACGAGAUCUUCCAGGAGAUGUUCGGGGGUUCGUACUUCGGGCAGGGGCCGCGCGGCCCCUGGAGCGGAGGCAGCGCUCCGCAGUCUGUCCCGGGGUGCGCCGCCAACGCUGCCGCCGCCGCCGCUGCAGGAUUCUCUCCAGGGUCAGGGGAGGCGUCCGGAGGGUCGGCGAGGAAGGGAGCGGCGAUCGAGCGGCAGCUAGCGUGCAGUCUGGAAGACCUGCACAAGGGCGCCACCAAGAAGAUGAAGAUCUCCAGGGAUGUCCUCGACUCCGUCGGGAAACCAAUGAGUGUGGAGGAGAUCCUAACAAUUGAUAUCAAGCCUGGAUGGAAGAAGGGCACAAAGAUCACCUUCCCCGAGAAAGGCAACGAGACACGUAACGUCAUACCAUCAGAUCUCGUGUUCAUAAUAGAAGAACGGGCACACCCGAAAUUCAAGAGAGAUGGGAAUGACCUUGUUUACACGCAUAAGAUCUCCCUCGUGGAUGCUUUGACUGGCUGUGCAGUCCAGCUGACAACUCUGGAUGGGCGAAGUUUAACCGUUCCCGUGAAGUCUGUCAUCAGUCCCACCUACGAAGAAGUUGUGCAGGGUGAAGGGAUGCCGAUCACAAGGGAGCCGUCUAAGAAAGGUAACCUAAGGAUCAAGUUUCAGAUCAAGUUCCCCACCGCUCUAACAGCUGACCAGAAGGCAGGGGUCCAGCAACUUCUGUCUUAGCUGUUCGUACAAUGUGAGUCCACGUUCUUUUCCUUUUGUUGAGCAGUUGGGAAUAGACGGUUGACAUGGUUACAAGAAUUGCUGAAUGUAAAAUCACUAUUUCAUGCUAGUGUAAAGCGCAUGCUUUCCGUAC
This is a messenger RNA of Triticum urartu, 1286 nucleotides long. RefSeq lists its product as uncharacterized. Gene Ontology annotation, molecular function: protein-folding chaperone binding. The record is from RefSeq and is a predicted model, not a curated record. Gene Ontology annotation, cellular component: cytosol. NCBI's taxonomy places the organism in Eukaryota, Viridiplantae, Streptophyta, Magnoliopsida, Poales, Poaceae.